This is a messenger RNA of Acanthoscelides obtectus, 445 nucleotides long. NCBI's taxonomy places the organism in Eukaryota, Metazoa, Arthropoda, Insecta, Coleoptera, Chrysomelidae. The record is from the annotation of a GenBank genome assembly.
GUGAAAAACUCAGGUGUACGAGUGGUUUGCUCGAUUUAAAAGUGGCCGCACGUUGACUGAUGAUAAACCUCGCUCUAGACGUCCAUCAACUGUCCGAAUCGACGAAAAUGUUGAAAAAAUUCGAAUGCUUGUGCUUGCAGACCAUCGACUCACAAUCGAUCAACUAUCCUGCAGCCAAGUUUGUUCCUCGGGCUCUGACUGACAAUCAAGAAGAACACCAAGUUGAAACAUGUCGUGCUUUGAAACAACAGCUUGAAUCUGAUCCAAAUUAUCUGUAAAAAAUCAUCUCUGGUGAUGAGACUUGGUGCUACGGUUAUGACCCAGAAAUGAAGCAACAGUCAAGUCAAUGGAAGACGCAAUCGUCACCCCGUCCAAAAAAAUGUCGUCAAGUCAAAUCAAACAUCAAAACAAUGCUGAUUUGUUUUUUUGGUGUAAGGCGUAGUCC